AUGAGUGAGGAAGAAUGUGCUUUGAUUCCUCCUACAAAGAGAAAUAAGGAACCCAUGACUAUCUUACUUGAUGACAAUAAACAAUUGAUAGAGAAUGAUAAGAAACAAGAAAAAAACAGAAGCUUCAAGAAUCGAAAGCUGUUUCUGAAAAUUCCUAAAAUUGGAUUGAAGCCUAAUUUCUCCAAACUUCAAAGGAGAUUUAAGAGCAUAAGUUGUUUUAAGGGAGAGGAAGACGAAGAAAUUAUGAUGGAUGUCCAAAGGCACAAGAGUAUAGAUAUAAAUGUUGGUCUGGCGCGAAAGAUGUCGCUGUUCCUAUUUACAAGGAAAACGGUGUGCAUACAUCCAUACCAUCCUUAUACACCACAACAGACGACACGGAAAAUCUAUUUCUUCCACGAAGAAAAACAUCAUUAA
Molecule: messenger RNA, 414 nt
Organism: Danaus chrysippus (African queen)
Lineage: Eukaryota; Metazoa; Arthropoda; Insecta; Lepidoptera; Nymphalidae
Source: the annotation of a GenBank genome assembly